UACUGCAAUUUCAUCUAUUUGGUUGUAAUUCGUGUUUCUCAGAGACUAUAAUAGAUAGAAUGGAUCCAAGAGAUGCAAAUGGAAAGUUGGAUGAUCCACAGAUCCGUCUCAUGUAUAAUCUGGAGAGCUGUGGAUAUGCAACAUCAAUUAUACCAGCAGAAAUAAUUGCUGUGGCAUCUGCGUCAUUCCGGUGACGUUUGCAGAUGCGUCGUGGUCCCUCGUUUCGCGCGUUCCUGAUGCUGUCGAUGAUUGCUAACCGGAAGAGAUGUUGCUGAACGUGAAUCUAAAGAAUUUCCCGUCCUUCCAAAUUGUCUGUGUGAUCGUCGUCGUUCUCAUUGUCCUGGGUCUCUUCUUCGGCGAAUUCGCGCGAUGGGUCUUCAAGUGGUCAAAGGAUAAGGACCCUGCUGAAGGCGAAUUCUUUCGAGGAUACCAAAUUGAUAAUCCCGAAAUCUGGAGGUACAAAUUUUGCAAGAGCAAAGGCAGAAACCAGUCUCCGAUUAACGUGAAGCCCGAAUGCAGCAUGGUUGUACCUUGCGGUACUCAGAAACCUUUGCUGUUUAACCAGCAGUACUUCAACAUGCCCAAAAGCAUAACCAUUAUGAAUGACGGUUACGGAGUUCUUGUCGGCACAUGCUUUACCGAUGAGUUUCCAACUGUGAGCGGUGGACCAUUGAAGUCCAGCUAUCGCUUCAAUGUAGCGCAAUUCAAAUGGGGACCCACUGAUGAAGAGGGUUCAGAGCAUACCAUCAACUCGAAGAGGUACGCCAUGGAAUUGCAGCUGAUGCACAUCAAGGGAGAGCAGAUCUACGAGAAUUUGGAUUGCGCUGUGCGCGAUAGAGCCGUGCUCUUCAUAAGUUACCUCUUCGAUGUGACACCGUUGGAUAAUCCAUAUUUAGCACCUAUCGUUGAUGUGCUGCCGUUCAUCCGGUGCGCCAACAGCUCGUAUCAUCUCAACCCGUUUCCACUGUGUUGGAUGUUCCAUCCAUUUCGCACUCGCUACUUCUUCUAUCAAGGCUCGAUUACUUGUCCCCCGUGCACGGAGGGCGUAGAUUGGAUCAUCCAACCAGAACCCCUGAGCAUAUCUUCGAAUCAAUUGCAGCGGUUCAGAAGCUUAAUGGCGAUUGACGGUGCGAUGAGGAGAAACACUAGGCCCGUGCAGAAAAUCAACAGUAGAACCGUUUAUUAUUACGAUUAAAAUUAUAUAAAUAUAUGUAUGGAUAACAGAAUUAUGCUAUUUAAAUUAGUUGACGAAGUU
Messenger RNA from Nicrophorus vespilloides, 1255 nucleotides. RefSeq names its product carbonic anhydrase 1-like. Lineage: Eukaryota; Metazoa; Arthropoda; Insecta; Coleoptera; Silphidae. Gene Ontology annotation, molecular function: carbonate dehydratase activity; zinc ion binding. Gene Ontology annotation, cellular component: cytoplasm. Bases 266 to 1195 code for a protein of 309 amino acids. The record is from RefSeq and is a predicted model, not a curated record. The transcript has 5 exons.